Messenger RNA from Lactuca virosa, 2048 nucleotides. Lineage: Eukaryota; Viridiplantae; Streptophyta; Magnoliopsida; Asterales; Asteraceae. The record is from the annotation of a GenBank genome assembly.
AUGACGAGACGAGUGGCGAGCUCUUUUAAUCCUCAUAACGCCAAAUCCAAACGUCAACAUUCACAACCACCACUACCGCCACCACCACAGCCGCCAUCACCACCAUCCCACCAAACAUCCUUCCUAUCAAAGCAACACCACCAACAACAUCGCUUACUUCAUAUCAACUUAAACAUAUCUGUGUCUUCACAAAUCUUCACUCCCAACUGCUUUUGCUUCUUCCCGGGACACUCUAUACCGGUCAUGUGGAUGGCAGCUCACAUCUCCACCACCACCAAUGCCCCACCGGGCAACACCACCGGCGUUACUAAGAACCAGAAUCAGCUUAGUGGACAUCAGAAGAAGGAAGAAUUAGAAAGAGAGGUGUCGACGCUUCAGAAGAUGUUAGACCACGAAGAAAAAGUCGGGGAGCUUUUGAAACGAACGUAUCAACAACAAGAUCAUUCCUCUCUUCAUAUCCCGAAUUCCCUUCCUCCAAAGAUGAAGGAGUUACUGACAGAACUAGCCAUGGUUGAGAAUGAGAUCACAAGACUAGAAAGCCAAAUAACCCAUCUUCAAACUGACUUACAUAAAGAAAAGGAAGCCACAAGAGAAUCUAAAAUGAAACAAGGGCAGUUUCGUCAAAUUCCCAACGGUUCUCUAGCUCCGGCGACGUCAUUGCUGCAACCGAACACUAGAGGAUACGGUGACAAGUCGUCAUUUGAGACAAAGGCAUUGCACUUUAUUAGUAAAGCCAUAAAGGGUGAUUAUAGUCUCCGAGAUUUCAAUUCACAUGAAAAGUCAAGAACAAAAAUCGUAUCGUUUUCUGAUCACAAAGAAAAUCACGAGAACGAUGAUGAACUUGGGACCCGGGAACGAACCCCAAGUAGAAGAACUGGGAUUCUUAAACCACCGUCGCCUGCAAGAGAUACAAGGCAUGUAACUCCUAAGAGAGAACGAAAUCUCGCGGCGUCUUCAGAUACGUCAUCACAAUCUGAAGAAGAGAACAUUCUAAAAUGGUCACCAAACAAACUUUCGGAAAACAUUAUGAAAUGUUUGAUCUUCAUCUUCACGAGACUCUUGAGGACGUCAAGAACAAUGGAGCUCGAGAAAUCCGGGCCAAUUUCUAGAUCAGCCAACUUUUCGAUGAGUUUCAGGGCUGAACCCUGCUUGAACUCGAAGGCUAGCUUGCUUCUUCAGAAGGAGUCUAGACAGCAAGACCCUUAUGGGAUCUUUAACCUGGAAGACUCCAUUCCUAGAGACAUUGGGUGCUACAAGAACUUGGUUAAGUUCACAUCAAGUUCUUUGGACCCUAAAUGCAUUUCAAGUUCAAGUUACAUUCCAUUGCUACAAAAGUUGAGGGCUUAUAUGAAUGGACUACAAAAGGUGGAUUUGCUGUUUUUGUCUUCACAGCAGAAAUUAGCAUUCUGGAUCAACAUGUACAAUGCUUGUAUCAUGCAUGGUUUUCUUCAAUAUGGAGUUCCUUCUAGUCCAGAGAAACUACUGACCCUCAUGAACAAGGCAACAUUGAAGAUUGGAGGCAACACAAUAAACGCUCAAGCUAUUGAACAUGUCAUAUUAAGAAGGCAAGAAGCAUCAAUAAUCGAAAAGAUUUAUGGUAAGGCGGAAAGGGAUGAUAAAGAAGCAGUCUUGCGCAAACUUCAUGGACUCGAAUCAAUGGACCCAAAUGUCACAUUUGCUUUGUGCUGUGGCACACGCUCUUCUCCUGCGGUGAGAGUCUAUACAAGUGAUGGGGUAGUGAAUGAGUUGGAAAGAGCAAAGCUAGAGUACCUACAAGCUUCAAUAGUUGUAACAAGUGCAAAGAAAAUUGGACUACCAGAGCUUUUGCUUAGAAACAUGCAUGAUUUUGCACAAGACUUAGAAAGAUUGGUGGAAUGGUUGUGCCAAGAAUUGCCAACUUCUGGUUCAUUGAGGAAAUCAAUGGUGGAUUGCUUUAGAGGAGUGAAUAAUGCAAAGGUUGCAUCCAUUGUGGAGAAGCUACCUUAUGAAUUUGAGUUCCAAUAUUUGUUGCCGAUGUAAGCUUUUGCACCUUCCUUUGUAUAUUUGUG